Molecule: messenger RNA, 534 nt
Organism: Lottia gigantea (owl limpet)
Lineage: Eukaryota; Metazoa; Mollusca; Gastropoda; Lottiidae
Exons: 2
Coding region: 1-534 (177 amino acids)
Cellular component (GO): cytoplasm
Molecular function (GO): chromatin binding; protein binding
Source: RefSeq, a predicted model, not a curated record
AUGGCAACCAAUAGUUCGGUGCAACCACCUGCUGUGACAGGUCAUACGUUAACGAAUAUAGACAAAAAGUGGCUGUACUUAUUCGGAGGAAAAUCUCAGGAGAUCUCAACUCUAGAUACUAUUUAUAGAAUUCAGAUACCUGGAGCCAACCAGUGGGAACAGGUUAAGAUUAGGGGAGGUAACUUUCCCCCACGUAGAUUAGUCGGUCAUUCAACAGUAUUUCAUCAGGAAUCUAGAUCACUGAUUGUGUUUGGGGGAUAUUCUCAAAAAAAUGGACUUGUGAGUGAACGAACACGACAGAUGCACAUGUUUAAUAUUGAUGAUGGAUUUUGGUCGGUGAUUCAUAAUAAAAACUGGGAGGAGCCAUCUUUACCCUAUCAGCGAGCGUUUCAUUCGGCAGUAAUCAUGGGAAACUAUAUGGUAGUGUAUGGUGGUAAUACCCACAAACAUCAUCAAUUAGAGUUAUCUUAUUGGUUAAUGACUAAUAAGACUAAUGGAUCUUUGCCACAUCUUGUGUUCUUCAAGAGAUUGUAA